Stomoxys calcitrans (stable fly) is the source of this 2476-nucleotide messenger RNA. RefSeq lists its product as uncharacterized. The record is from RefSeq and is a predicted model, not a curated record. Bases 80 to 2476 code for a protein of 798 amino acids. Lineage: Eukaryota; Metazoa; Arthropoda; Insecta; Diptera; Muscidae. Gene Ontology annotation, molecular function: protein binding. The transcript is spliced from 9 exons.
AAUCAAAUAGAAACACAUUUUAUUUCUUCGUUUUAUCUUUUUGUUGAAUAAUUGAAUUUUUUGUAUAUAUUUGAUCCAAAUGGAUGUAAUAAGUCAGAAUUCAAGUAAGGAGGCGUCAGUGAAAGAGUUUCUGAAACAUUUUCCUUUGCAAGAUCAAGAAGAUGGUAACGUAUCACUAAAGUCAUCGAAUGAUACAGCAUCAUGUUGCAAUGACUAUGGUAGUCAUGUCAAUUACCAAAACUCUGAAUUUGGUGGCCAAUCGAGUACGGCAGAAGAAAUAAGGUCUGUGGACUUUGAUUUAAAUGAAAAUGCUUUUGGACAAAUCCAUACAUCACCAAGCCGAAUUCUACCAAUACCAUAUUCUAGAAAACCUAGUCCAAUGAACAACAAAGAAUCGUAUGAAUCAACUGAAAAAUCUCUUUGGGAAAUGGGUUUCAAUGCCAACGAGGUUGCAGGCUGGGAAGAAAUUCGUCAGCCACCAAAAGACAAUUUAUACCAGCUGCUUAGAAAUAUGAUCGAUCAUAGCAUUAAACCCGAUGUUAUGGUACGCAUUGGUUCGGCAAAAUUCCAUGUUCAUUGGAUGGUACUGAAGUGUUAUUCCGAAUUCUUUAUGGAGUGCGACAAUGAACUUCUUGUGGAACUGCCUGCGGAGAAAAUAACACCAGAAGCUUUUGUCAUGGUUUACAAGUGGAUGACCGCUGACGAGCCUCAAAUAGAGCGAGAACGUAUUUUGGAACUUUUCAUGGCUGCCAAAUAUCUGAAAAUAAAACAACUGGAGUAUCAAUGUUGGAUAUGUCUGGAUGAUAAUGUUUGCUUUCGGGAGGAAACUGCAUUUCUCUUGUAUCUGGAAGCUCGUAAUUACAAUUUGAAAGAUGUGCAAAACCUAAUGCUGGCACGAAUUUGCAAGUUUUUCUUGACUUUGGUGGCUUCCAAAGAGUUUUUGUCCUUAAGUCCCAAGGAGAUAUGUACCCUGCUGAGUUUGAAUUCAAUUGGUGUAAACUCAGAAAUAGAGAUUCUUAUGGCAGCAGUGCGAUGGCUGUCUUACAACUGGCAAGAAAGGGAGCCACAUAUUUUGGAUGUUAUUAAAUGUGUUCGCUUUAGUCUAAUGCCUGCUGUGUAUUUGGUUACAUUAAACAAUGACAUAGAUUUUCCGGAACUGGAACGUAUUAUCAAAAAACCAGAAGUCAAGAAAAUGAUAAGUGAUGGAAUAUCAUAUACAACCACAAAAUCAUUUUAUGGUCAUAAACGUGAAGAGUUUCUGCAGACAAUUGAACGCUACAAUUUGGAGAAACCCAUGUUGCGUGUGUGGAUCUUUGAUGAGCAAUGUAACUAUCAUUGCUGCUUGAAAUGUCCCAAUUUUCACAGCAUUUCCUACACAUCAUUUCUGGAAUAUUUGGAUAUGAUUAGAACGAUUGGCAAGGAUUAUUGGCGUUCGUUACAGCUGUCCAAUGAAGUAAAGAACCCAUUGCAAUGUUGCUCGAAUCAUCUUGCUCCAUUAGAAAGAAAACUAAAUGAAAAAAUGUUUCUGUGUAAAAAUCGUUACCAAGGUGUGCAUGAAGCAGAUGGAAUGUUAACAAAAAUAGAAAGAGCAAAAUACCACCGCAAAAUCGUUAUCAAAUUUAAACAUUUUAAACAUUACAAGAGCUCUAUAUUUUUUACACCCAAGAGAUAUUUUAAGUAUUCACCUUCAAUAAUCACCACUACACCACACAUGAAUAAUGACAAUGCAACGGAAACGGAAAUUGAAGCCAUCGUUAAUUUUGAAUGCCCAUAUGGGUUUACAACUGAGGUGAAGGACAAUGCAGCGCAGCUGAACAACCCACAGCAAACAAAAAACAAUGUAUGCAACAAUAAAAAUCGCCAUUCAACAGAUGUGAUGAUGAAAAGAGGACAUUUGGCGAAAAGUCCAUCUCCAUCUCCACUGCCAUGGCCAUCAGUUGUUUGUCUUGCAUCCGAUAUGAAGGAUUGUAAACAACAUCCACAACUACCAAGCCAGUUGAAAUUGUCGCCUAAGGCUCAAGGAAUGAAACAAAAUCAAUUCGAAACAGAAAGUAUGGAGGUGGUAGAAGCAACAAAUGCCAGUUGUACUGUGAUUUAUAAACGUGUCACACUGCCCAACAUGAGUGCUGACUCACUGACCGAACAGUGCCGGACAAGUACAUGUCUGUUGAACAAUAACGACAUUCUCACCAGAAAUAAUGAUGAUGACGGUGGGGAUAACGUCGCCAUUAUUGCCCAGAAGCAAAUUGGAGAUGAAAAUUUAGGGCCAUGCAAUACAGAUCCAAUUGACUGGAAACGGCAAUUAUUUUGUAUCGUUCCCGAUACCAAACUGCAUCGUAGCAGGCUGGAGAAGGCCCAGCCGGUUGUACGCACCGAAUUGACCCGAUUGAAUCCUCAUCGGCUGAGUGUACAUGUUCGUCCUUUUUUCUUCAUGGGAGAGAAACAUCCCGGAGUGCCUUCUCAAUCUAAAGGUUGA